GGUCUUAAGACGGGUGAACGGGCAUUUUGUAUUAUAUUUUUGUUGUCGACGGUAGUAGCCGGUGGUGGCUCGCUAAAGAGCCGGCAUUUUAAGCGAGCACAUGUCGUCUUGUCUUACGGCCCUCCUAUACUACUGGCACUGCAGGCCAGUGCACGCGCAAAACGCUGAGUGCGAGAGGGACGCGAAACAUCACGUGUGAUUACCACAACUAUAACAAAUUAUAGCUCACUAAAAUAUUGAGCACAAAAAAAAUCUGGUAAUUUUGAUCCUAGUAACGACGCUCGGCAUUCAUAUUUUAACCGCACGGUCAAGAGCACGGCUCUGCAUUUUUUUCGCCGGUAUUUAUAAAUGUUUACUUUGAGGGAGCACGUGAAUUUUUUGAAUAAUUUUGGCUGUAAAGCCUUGGACUGUUGCCUUUUGGACGUGUUGUGACAUUAGUGUUACCUGUAUUAUGUGAUAUAUUUUUAGUGACAUUUAGAUAGGAACAAACUGUGAUUUAUUUACAUAUAAUGGUGAUAUAGUUGAUGACUGUGAAGAUUUUUUGGAAAGUGUAAGCAAACAAAAACGGAGGAUCUCGGAAAAAUUCCAUGACAUUUAGCAAGAUAUUAAGACGUAAAAAUAAUUUAUGAGGGAGGUAGUGCCAAAUAAUCACUAGAUAACAAUUAUUAUAUUUAGAUAGAAAUUUUAAAACAAUCAAGAUGAUGGAAGGCAGGACAAUCGAUUACCGGCCGGACGGUGGCGGCUUAGAUUACCACAACUCGCCGCUAAUGGCGGAAAUACCUUUAGACAAUUACUCUCACAUACACAGAAGCAUAGAGCACUUAAGGUCUAUGGGUGUUUCGAGUCUCGACCCUCAUAGACAUAUAACAACAAAUCUAGCAGACCUUAGAAGAUACGAACAUCCCGAUGAAAUGCCAGAGAUCAAACCGUCCGUUUUAAGAUUAUCAGAAUUCAAAAGUGGACUACACGAAAUACGAGUCAGUAAUGAUCAGGAGAAUGAAGUACAAAGGCAGAUGACACCCCACGACGAUGGACCCAAAGGAUACAGCGCUCCUUCGACGCCAUUGUCGGAAAACGGCGGGCAGUCAGUGCAGGAGGAAAAGGUGUUCGGGUCCAAAGCUGAUCUGCAGCUGCAUACUCAAAUCCACCUGCGUGAAGCGAAGCCUUACCGCUGCACUCAGUGUCCGAAAGCGUUCGCCAACUCGUCCUACCUUGCCCAGCAUUCCCGCAUCCACCUCGGGAUCAAGCCGUACAGGUGUGAGAUCUGCCAGCGCAAGUUUACCCAACUGUCACAUCUCCAGCAGCACAUCAGAACUCAUACUGGCGACAAACCUUACCGCUGCACGCAAAUUGGUUGCACUAAGGCAUUCUCCCAAUUGUCCAAUCUGCAAAGCCACAGUCGCUGUCAUCAAACAGACAAGCCCUUUAAGUGCAACUCUUGUUACAAAUGUUUUACUCACGAGAAGGAUCUGCUGGAACACAUCCCGAAACACAAAGAGUCAAAGCAUUUAAAAACUCACAUUUGUCAAUAUUGUGGCAAAAGUUAUACGCAAGAGACGUAUCUUAGUAAGCAUAUGAAUAAGCACGCGGAACGAGCUGAUAAACGGCCUCCAAUAUCAGCGUUAGGAUUGAGUGGUUUGAAUAGAUCUUUGGCCGCCGCAGCGCCGACGGCUGCACCAUUUGGAGAUCACCCGUACUGGCCGAAAGUGAGUCCCGAUUCAGCGGCUCACAUGUCGGAUGACGCUGCCUAUCACCAACAACGAGAGAACGAUGACCACCACGAGCAGCAGUUGCAGCAACAGAGGGCUUUAUUCGCUCAGCACGAAGCUCAAGAUGAUCGCAUCCAACCACCUGUUUCUUCAGCCGCGAACUCUGCGUUCACCCCGAUCAAUUCCAUGGCACCCCAUCUCAACGGUCUCUCUCAUCACAGCGCGCUACCGACAAGACCUUACCUCUACGACCCGUUGCAUUUUCAACAAGGGAAACAGCAGCCAAAUUCUUUCCCCAAUCAGCUGAUAUCUCUUCAUCAGAUAAGAAAUUAUGCUCACCAGCCUUCCGCGCUACUGCCGGCCGAGCACAUCCUUCCUCAUGCUCUACCCCACAAAGAUAAGCAGUAAUAUUUACCGAUCACACUAGGUACAUUUACUUAAGUACUUACGAUGGUAUUAUUAGUAUAUAAAGUAACGAAAUAUAAAUUAAAGUGUUUAGAAUCUUGCUCUUGAGGACAGUUGUAUUAAUGUAUCAAAUAAUAAAUUGAUUUUAACUUUAGUAAAACGAAUUCACUUUUAAGACUUAUUCGUAUAUGGAUACUCUGAAAUUUUGUGAGUAGAUCGUUCUGGUUAUUCGAAGUGAUUUCAAACAUCAGCAUUUUGCAGACCAAAGAUUAGUUGUCAUUUAAGCAGAAAAGCAAUGUGUGCGAGCCACAAUUUUGAAUCAGAACUAGAUUCUUUAUUGACGCUGCUUUUACGAAAACUAAUCUUAUGACCAUUUCUUCGACCACUUUGUUGUCAAUAGUUUAUAAUAAGGCUGCGUCAGAAAUAUCUUUUAUUUAUAUAUUUAUCAAGGAUUUUUUUUUUCAAAAUCAAUAUUUUGUGCAGACAAUAGACCUUCGCCGACACUUCACGAUAUUUUACAUUUCAAUAAAUUAAAUUUAGUUUAUAUCUUAUAUAUUUGUAUUUGCCAAAAGCUACAAAAUACCUAAGCACUUUACCGCCUUGGGGCUAGCGUCCCUUUCAAAGAACAGAACGAAACGCUCUUCAAAAUUGAACUCCCCUCCCCAAAAAGGGUGCUGGCUUCGCCCAAACAAAUCGACCACUGGUAAGAGAAGAUAGACCAGAGAAGACGAGCCGAAGAAACUCUUCCAGUGUUGGCCACGUACUAUUUGCACAAGAUAAUGUUAAUUAUAUUUAUUAUAUACUAGCGACCCGCCCGGCUGCGCACGGGUGCAAUGCUGAUACUAAAUACAGUGCAGAAAAUCUGUCGCGAUUUAUUUUAUUUUUACAACAAUGUUUAUAUACAUAUAUAAUUUUUCCUAGCUCGAGCAAAGUUUAAUAAUUUGUUUUGCACACAAACGUUUAUAAUUGAGCAGUUGGGUUAUUUCUUUUGUACCAAAAAAAAUUAAUGAGAAAUGUCCUAAAACCCCUCAUAUAUAAUUCGAAACAAACACAUUUACACUCCUGCAGUACCAGUGAUAAUCUGCUCCAUAUGCACGUUUAAAAUUAUUAAAAUUUAGUUACUUAUAGAAAUUUUAUAUAUGUGCCGUGUGGUUCCCGGCAGCACUAUAAAAAAGAAUAGGAACACUCCAUCUCAUUUCCCGUGGAUGUCGUAAGACGCGACUUAGGGAUAGGCUUUUAAACUUGGGAUUCUUGUUUAGACGAUGGGCUAGCAACCUGUCACUAGAUAUUUGAAUCUCAAUUCUAUCAUAAAGCCAAACAGCUGAACGUGGCCUGUUAGUCUCUUCAGGACUGUUGGCCCUAUACACCCCGCAAGGGAUAUAGACGUGACUAUAUGUAUGUAUGCAUAGAUAAUUUGUUUAAUUAUCACAAAGAACCGAUUUGAUUGAGACUGCCUAUAUCCAGUGUAUUACUUUCUUUAAAGUGAAAUGUUCCUGAUAUACAAAGUGUUUUAUCAUAGCGAUACCCCGUGGUAUUAUAUAUAUAUGUGUAAAGUAUAUUACAUAUAUAAUAUGUCAUCAUAUUUCUUUCCGAUGCAUUUUUAACGUGUAAGAAUGUACCUAUACGUAUAUAGAUCUCUCUACACCGCUGCACUCAGUUCCUAAUUAGGUCAUACAUUUUUAUUUUUUAGCUUUAUUUCUCACAGGCAUUAGCUAUCUCAUAUUAUGAUGUCUAGAAAAUGUGUUUCUCCUUUCACACUUGAUAUCUACUUAAAGAAAAUGUGAAACAUAUUUUCUAUAUUAUAUUUAAAUUAUAUUUUGUAAAGAUUAUUGAGUGGCCAAAUCGCUUUUUAUGUUUUGAUGGGUACGUUAAUGGCACUCACCGUGUAAAUAAUUUGUAAAUAUGGUACAUUUUCGAUUAACUUUGAUUUUUAUUAAUAUUUUUUUGUUUAAGUCUAAAUUACAUAUAUAUGCUCAAUUAAAUUAGCAGUUAGAACAGUUUCGGUAGCUGCUAUAUCAUUUUUUGUAAUUAAGAAAUUCCGAUUGUUCCAUUUUUUUAGUGAAAAAUUGUACAUCGAUUUAAUUUUAGAAUAUUUUUUCAAGUAUACGAAAAUUGUUGUUUUUUUUUGUUUUAUAGAAGAACAGUGUAGUUUUAAAAAAUGUGAUAGGGGUGGAUUGUGGAUAGUGACAUAUUUUUGGAGGAAAUUCUUUCUUCUGUCGAACAAUUAAGGUUUAAAUUGUUAGGUUGUGGUUAUCUCGAGCGGAAUUAGCACCGCGGGAGUUACGAACAAAGUAAGUUGAAUUUGGAACGGGUUCGAAUGAUUUUUGAGAAUAAUUUGUUUUUAUCAAAAUCUUUUGUCAUCAGAACGUUUAAUCACGUUUGAUCACAUCAGAAGAAUUUUUUUAUCAGAACCGUUGCCUUUUUUAUGAUAACAGUAAACUUAAGCGAAAUUGUUUUGCUGUUCUAUUGAGCUGUAUUUUAUUCACAUCAUGUACUUUAAAAAAUGUGCUAAGUACUUAAUACUGAAGAUAUAAUAACUCUUAAACUAUAAGGGUCUGCGUUGGCAAGGAAUCUUUGAAAAGGAUAUUUUUUUUGUUAAACAUGAUACAAUCGAAGCAAGAUUCAUCUUAGCUAGAUCACGAAGCCCUAAAAUGGCAAGAUGGGCGCACCGGACUUUUCCAGGUCAAACAGAUCUUAGGCAGACUCCAGGUCUCCUCCAAGAAGACAUGUCAAGGAAAAUAACGGUGAUUGUAUUACGUUUUUAAUUUAUAUUUAUAAAAAACCCCUUCAAAGAAUCCUCGCAUUCGCGACCUUUAGUAAUGUCAAAAUGCUGUUUCCUUUUUUUUGUGUACAAAACGUUCUUUGUUAUUAUGUACUUAUGGCAAUAAAAUAAAUUCUUCCGAAUUGUUAUAAUAUGAUUGUAAAGGUGCACUUUUUAAUGUAUAGUAUUAUAAUAUGAUAACAUGACAAUGACGCCAAUGCCCAAAAAUUUUUGGAAUUAUCAUUGGAUUUUAGAGAAAUCGCCAAUAUCUCUCUAUUUUAAGUAGAAAUGUGAUAUUGUACUUGAUUUUUUUUAAGUGUAAACUUAUUAUGAUUAAAUAAAUAUUUUGUAAGUAUGUAAUUUCGUUUAGUUUCGCCUAAUUUACCCAUUGUUUGAUUAAGUUU
Amyelois transitella is the source of this 5279-nucleotide messenger RNA. RefSeq names its product zinc finger protein rotund. The transcript is spliced from 3 exons. NCBI's taxonomy places the organism in Eukaryota, Metazoa, Arthropoda, Insecta, Lepidoptera, Pyralidae. Bases 699 to 2117 code for a protein of 472 amino acids. The record is from RefSeq and is a predicted model, not a curated record.